AGCCAGAGCGCCACCUAAAGGGAAACUGCACCACCCCACCCCGAGUGCGCAUGCGUCUUCCCGCCAAUGAAGUACCACCAGGAGGCCCGGUUGCUGGCCCUGCGCAUGUGCACCAGGCUCAAUGACAACCAAACCUUUCUAAGCGCCGGCCCUGUGGUCCUCCCCCCGCCCCCACCGCAGGGAGCUGGCACUCAGCAUGCUCCGGGCAGCCCGGGCAGCCUGGGGGGCCGGGUGGUGGGGCUGCCCCCGGCCCCCACUGAGGCCCUGGUCCUCCGAGGCUGCUUCCCGGCCCCACUCCUCCCUGAUCAUCAAGAUGGGGGAAUAUCGGAAGAUGUGGAAUCCCACGGAACCCCGGAACUGGGCCCAGCAGUAUCAAGAGCGCUUCAUCCCCUUCUCCAAGGACCAGCUGCUGCAGCUCCUCCUUCAGGAGUUUCACUCCAGCUCUUCUGCCAAAGCUGCACUUCUGGAGUUUGCAUCCCAGGUUGACUUAAGCAUUCUGUAUCAGUAUAACCGCAUCCUAACCCAGCUGCAGGCGCUGUAUGACCCCAUCAAUCCAGACCGGGAAAAUCUGGAUAAGCCCUCCCUCUCGGAUCCCCAGCGCCUGGCCAAAGAGCAGGAGGUUCUCAGGGCCCUGGAGCCGCUGCUGGAUCAGGCGAACUUCUCCCCGCUGUCGGAGGAUGCCCUGGCCUACGCCCUUGUUGUCCACCAUCCACAGGAUGAGGUUCAGGUAACCAUCAACCUGGACCAGUAUGAUUAUAUGCAGUUCUGGGCCCUGGGCCAGCGAGUAGGGCGGCUCCCCCGCAAGUCCAUGGUGGGCUCCGAACGGGGCUUCUUUACCAAGUCGCCUCCUGCAGAGCGGCGUUAUUUUAAGCGGGUGGUGGUGGCUGCCCGCACGAAGCGGGGUCACCUGGUGCUGAAGAGCUUCAAAGACACCCCCCUGGAGGGGCUGGAGCAGCUACUCCCAGUGGUGAAGGUGCGGACACCCACCCUGCAGCGGGCCCUGCUCAACGUGACCCUCCUGAUCUCGGGCCUGAUAUUCUUCGUCAAUGUGGGCAUGGUGCUCCUCUCCGCUCUCAAGGUGGCCACCUCCCUGUUCCUGCUGUUCUUUGCCGUCUUCAUGGCCCGCCGUGCUUCCAAGAUGUUUGGCCAGAAGCGAAAUCUCCAGGCCCUGGAGCUGGCCCACAUGCUCUACUUCCGGAGCACGUCCAACAAUUCGGAGCUGAUCACGGCCCUGGUGCUGCGGGCCCAGGAGGAGCACGCCAAGGAAGUGCUGCUGGCCCACAGCUUCAUGUCACGGAGGGAGCAUGGGCCUCCCCAGGAGAACGCUAGGUGGCUGCAGCGCUCGGUAGAGACCUGGCUCCUAGCCCGCACAGGCUGCGAAGUGACCUUCAACGGGGCCCGGGCCCUCAGCCACCUGGAAGCCCUGCCCCGCAACAUGCCCCCUGGCCCACCAGCCAAUCUGGGCAAAAGCCUCAGGCCCUUCCAGCCUGCCCAGCCUCCCGACAUCCAGCCAAGCAGAGAAUGAGCCGCCUCGCUGGCCUCCGGGAUGGCCGUGACUCCGAGCCAAAGGCUCCCCUCUUCCCCGGGGAUGAAGAGGGGCCGUGGCCCUGGCACAGCCCGGGGCCCCUUCUCCCUGCUGCCGCUGGCCUCUUGGGGAGGGAACUGCCCACAGCUUGUGGGCCUGUGCCAGCGCCACCAUCUUCCCCAGACUGAUACCCACGUCUGCCGCGCUACCUCUGACUCCAUCCUGCCCCACGUGCACUCCGGAUGUGCCCAUCUGCCCAGCUCCCCAAAGAAUAAACUGUUUACACCCCUCUAGGGGAAGGGCCCGGAGCCUCGGUGGGCAGGCGGGGUGCCUGGGGGCCACCAAGCCCUCCUGGCUCCCCUUCGCCCAGGACUGCGGCCACAGGAAGGACCACCGACGAGGAAAGCCUGCUGGGGUGGGGGGCCUCGCAAUGAUCAUGGGAGCCGCGGUUUAGACAAAGUUUACUCAGAGGUUACAAAGCGCUUUAACUGAUUAGAUCUCCUGUAUCGGA
Molecule: messenger RNA, 2036 nt
Organism: Monodelphis domestica (gray short-tailed opossum)
Lineage: Eukaryota; Metazoa; Chordata; Mammalia; Didelphimorphia; Didelphidae
Gene: TMEM143
Product: transmembrane protein 143
Cellular component (GO): mitochondrion
Source: RefSeq, a predicted model, not a curated record